AUGAGCAAGCACAGAUUAGACGAUGGCGCUCAGUCAGACAAGCAAGAGCGAAAGAGACGGAAGAAGGAGCGGAAAGAGGCAUUGAAGAGCGAGAUUUUGACGCCGCCCACCUCAACAGAUGCUACCGCUGCCUCGACACCAGUGCCAGAAGAAGGCCACGAAGACAAUGAAUCGAGCUACAAACAGUCAAAGUCGCUGACGGCCCUGCCGCAAGCCGACAUAGACAGCUUCCUCACGACCGACGCAGUCCAGAUCAAAGACCCUCAAUCAACAUCAGACACCCUCCGCCCAAUCCUCUCAUUCGACCAACUCCCGCCCGAACUCGCCUCACAAUUCGCACCCAUCUUCAGCACCUUCAAGAAACCCUCCGCCAUCCAGUCCGCCGCCUGGCCCUUCCUCCUAUCCGGCAGAGAUGUAGUCGGCAUAGCAGAGACCGGCUCCGGCAAGACCCUAGCAUUCGGCCUCCCCCUCGUGGCCCGCCUCUCAACCCUCAACAAGAAAAAGGGCAUCCGCGCCGUCAUCGUCGCCCCAACUCGGGAACUCGCCAUUCAAGUGCACGAACAAAUUGCCGCCCUCUGUGCCGCAACGCCAACCCUCAAAUCAACCUGCGUCUACGGCGGCAGCAACAAAGACGAACAGCGCCGCACCCUCAAGCACGCCAACGUCAUUGUCGCCACCCCGGGCCGCCUCAAGGACUUCAUGUCCGAUGGCACCAUCUCCCUCUCCAAGACCCGCUACCUCGUCCUCGACGAAGCCGACCGCAUGCUCGACAAGGGCUUCGAAGACGACAUCAAACAGAUCAUCUCCUCCAUGCCUGCUUCUGGCACCAAACGCCAAACCGCCAUGUUCACAGCCACCUGGCCGAAAUCCAUCCGUGACCUCGCCGCAACCUUCAUGACCACUCCCACACGCAUCAUCAUCGGCCAAGAACCCGCCCAGUCAUCAGGAGACCUCCGCGCCAACACACGCAUCAAGCAAAUCGUCGAACAUACCGCCGGCCCAAAAUCCCGCGACCGCAUUCUAGUGUUCUGCCUCUACAAGAAAGAAGCAUCCCGCGUCGAAUCCUUCAUCUCCCAGCGCGGCUACUCCGUCGCGGGCAUCCACGGCGAUCUGAAACAAUCCGACCGCUUGGCCUCACUCAGUGCAUUCAAAUCCGGCACCUCCAACAUCCUCGUCGCGACCGACGUCGCCGCCCGCGGCCUCGACAUCCCAGAAGUCAAAGUAGUCAUCAACGUCACCUUCCCGCUCACAGCAGAAGACUACGUCCACCGCAUCGGCCGGACAGGCCGCGCAGGCAAAGAAGGAUUAGCGGUUACCAUGUUCACCGAGCACGACAAGCCUCUGGCGGGAGCAUUGGUGAACGUGCUCAAAGGCGCAGGCCAGCCUGUCCCCGAAGACCUGCUGAAAUUCGGCACGACAGUGAAGAAGAAGACACACGACGCGUAUGGCGCGUUUGGACCAAAGGAAGAUCUUGAGGGCAAGACAGCUACGAAGAUCACCUUUGACUGA
Messenger RNA from Cyphellophora attinorum, 1509 nucleotides. Its product is annotated as ATP-dependent RNA helicase dbp3. Bases 1 to 1509 code for a protein of 502 amino acids. Gene Ontology annotation, molecular function: ATP binding; RNA helicase activity; RNA binding. The transcript is spliced from 2 exons. Gene Ontology annotation, cellular component: nucleolus. Gene Ontology annotation, biological process: rRNA processing. Lineage: Eukaryota; Fungi; Ascomycota; Eurotiomycetes; Chaetothyriales; Cyphellophoraceae. The record is from RefSeq and is a predicted model, not a curated record.